Messenger RNA from Cladocopium goreaui, 3502 nucleotides. Lineage: Eukaryota; Dinophyceae; Suessiales; Symbiodiniaceae. The record is from the annotation of a GenBank genome assembly.
ACCACUCCCUGAGCUUUCGCAUCCAUGGCCUCGGAAAGAAAGACCUCAAAAGCAUGGCAAGUGGCCUUGCAGCUUUGCGCAGCUGAGGUGUGCCAUGAAAACCAUGUGGAAGAAGAUGAGAAAUCUGCGGUGUUGUGCAACAAGAUUCCGGUUCCAUCGCUUUUUGGAGGAGCUGGGCGCACGACAGUCUUCGGCCGAAUGCUUUGGUGUGCUGCCAUGCUUGGCACAGGACCUGUGAUAGAUUUGUACAGCGGCAUUGGCGACAGCACAGCGUUGCUGGUGGAUGGCUUGGCCCACAGGAGCUCCAAGGAUCGACGCCUCGUUAGCUUCGAACGGAGUUUCGAAAGGCUUUCUUUCGUUGCUGCUCGCUUGCAAGGGCAAGACGCUGCAAUUCACACCGUAGAUGCCCAAACCAUCCAGCAGGGUUACUGGCUAUCCUUUUUGCAUAAACAGAUGGAUUCGUCACAGGCCUCUGCUCUCCUCGUUGCUGGUAGCACAGCAGAGUACUUGGAUGUGGUGUCAAAAGGCCUGGGGGAGCCUGGUUUGCUUCUUUUGGACCCAGAUGUAGAGCUGCCCCGGGAGGAGUUUGCUCGGGACUGGCGAAAGUUGGAGGCUCUCAAGCCCAGAGCCGUUGCGAUUUACAACACCAAUCUGCCUGGAGGAGCAGGCUGGGUCUUGAACCGCUUACUAGCCUUGGGUACAUAUGUCGAAGCUGCAGCGGGCAGCAACGAUGGUGGUCAAGGAGAACUGGAUGAGCUGUUCCAGGUGCGCGCUUGGUCUUUUCUUAUUCGAGUGGAUAGUGAAGGACCACAGUGGCCACUGCACAACCCACCAUCCUUACUGGUCGAUUUGCAGAGCCCGGGUGACCUGCCAGAAGCUCAAAGAGAUGAAAGUGGUACUGUGAGAAUGGUUGGUUCUGAAGCGAAGGAGUGGAUCCAAGAAAACCUGAAGCAAGGCUGGCAAUGGCAGAACACCACUUUCCGUGCUGUGCGCGGGGGCGAAGUGCUUCGAAUCCACCGCACCGUGGGAGAAAUUGUGCCUGUAGAGGUGCAGCGUCCGACUGAGGACUUGCUCACACCUCCAACCACAGAAACGAAUCCUCACCGAUGUUUGGCGGAGGCUGACCCCCUGAUUGAAGCGAGAGCUCUGAGGAUCCCCUGCUUCUUGAACUGUGAAGGUCCAGAUUUUGACCAUCGAUGGGGCGAAUUUCGGCGCAAGGUGUUGCAGAAUGCCAUGGAGGGACAUCCGGCGGUGGAGGAACUCACCGUUGAGGCCACGCUGAUGAAUAAAGGCAUCGUUGAAAGUGAUGAGAUCCUGAUCCAUGGUCGCUCCAGGUUCAUUUCACGACUGCGUCAUGAGUACACCCACGACGGCCAUUUGGAAGGGUUCUGUCUCUUUGGCAUUACUGCUGCUGCCUUCCUGAAAGGACGCUACAUGCUGGGCAUGGAACCCAAAGAGUUGGAGUCUCAUGGGAGAAGGUUUUUUCCCCACCAAUUGGGCUUAGCAGAAAUGGAAACUGCAUACACGAUGGUCACUGAUUCAGACAGCAAAGGUGGCAUCGAGUUCAGUUUCUUGGAGAACUCAGGAUGGGGAGUUGCUUUGGAGGAUAUCGUGUCGAAUUUGGAGCGACAAAAGUCCCAGCUGGGGGCACCCUUCCAGCUUUACCAACCAAAGUGGGCGUCAUUGCAGAUGCGGGCCACAGGUUUGUCAACACGCCAAGCUGGAAAGUUUCAUCCAAGCUGGGAACAGCUGCGCAUUUGCGGCUUAGGCGAUCACCUCACUGCCACUUUUGAUGCUGUUUUGAUGGCUGAAAACAGCCUGCGACUGGGCCUGGGUAGUCUAGGAGGUGAGCAGACCUUGAAAAUACACCUGGAAUUCUUGGGGCGAUAUUGCCCAAAGCAUGCUGGUCAGGGCCAUCAAUGCCGACAGCGUUGCGAGUUGCUUGGAAGCUGCCACGAGGACGAAGACACCGAUCCGGUUGCACGCUUUUUGGAUGGGGUAAUUCAUCCUCAAACACUGGAAGAACUUCCUUUCGAUCUCGAUGAGAGGCGUGAACGGCUUCGUGAAAUCAUUCUAGGAGACACCAGGCUGCGCAGUGCUGAUUUGCUAGUGUGCUCCCAUCCCACAUUGCUGUGCAUGGUGCUUGCUGAGGCCAGUGAAAAGCCACUUUUCGUCCAUGCUUCCUCUACCUUGCUCUAUGGUUUGCAAUGCCUUCGCUGUGCAGCGGUCAGCAGCAACUUGCGCUACUUUGAUCAUUCACAGGGUUCAGCUCACAGCUACCUUCAACGUAUUCGUUCGCUGCUGGUGACGAAGCCGCAGAUGAGCUUUCUGGCUGAGGGCCGCUUCUUGGCCGAACAGAUCCAGUACCAGGUGGGAGUUCAAGUGUCUUGGGUGCCCCCCUUGGCGAUGUACAUCAACGAGGGUAGCUGGUAUGGCCAGGGCCAGCAAGGCGUGACACAGGUGGUCGUGCUGAGGUCCCGAUUCUUCGUGUCUCUCAUGGGUGAAUUGCUUAGGUCACUGCUGCGAGAGAUUGUGGCCCUCAACUAUCAGAAGUACCCUCUGGAGGUGGUUUUCCUGGGAAAGGAUAAGCAGUUUGAAGAGCAGUGGCUGUCUUUGCAGCAACUUGCAGGGUUUGAUGCAGCUAUUUUAUGGCCCAAUGAUUUACACCAGCGCACAUUUCACGAAGUCUACAGAAUGGGCAUGCCCUUGCUGAUGCCUGAUGCUGACGGCCUCUAUCGAGCACAAAAGAUGUCCAAUUGGGGCUAUUCCUCCUACGGUGCCAGAUUGGUGACGCUGGAAGAGGACCGCAAGCAUCCCUUUCCACCAUGGUGGAAUAGCUUCAAUGCGACUCCUGAAAUUGUCAGCUACUGGGAGCGCUUUGCGGACUGGCAGCAGAUGCCUCACGUGCAACGGUUUUCCAGUUUGCCUGGCUUGGUGGUGCAGACACUACAGCUGGAUUUGCGCAAGACUUCCUUUGACAUGUUGACUUUUCACAGGCAAUUGUGCAAAGACGCCUUGGAUCUCGUUUCCCAUGAGAUCUUGUCCGUCAUGAGGCCAACAAAUUGAGCCAAUUGAGCCCCCCUUUGCUUUUUGAAGCUCAAGCCGGACGUGCGCGGAUUCUUGGGGCCGCUCCACUCGGAGAUAGCUGGAGGUAACUGCAGCGAUUUUUGUGCGUCACGGGCACCUCGUUGCAGCACCCAACACGCAUGGGCAUAGUUUGGGAGUGUGGACAUGAGCUCUGGCGGCAGUAGAUUCACAUGAUUCACACCGUUAAGCACCACAUUCGGCCGGCAGUGUCCAAAGAAACACCGAGCCUUCCAAGAGAUCUCCGCAAACAAAGCGAGAUGAGGAUGGCAGACAAGGAAAAGCAUUGCAACAGGGACGUCUCACCCGGUGGUUUCACUAUGUUUCACUCACAGUAUGGGAACAACGUACCAAGAAAAGAGCCGCCUCGGCCAGUGCACUGGGCAGCUACGAUAUAUGUUUCAAAAGGUGAGAAGAA